Molecule: messenger RNA, 1806 nt
Organism: Phragmites australis (common reed)
Lineage: Eukaryota; Viridiplantae; Streptophyta; Magnoliopsida; Poales; Poaceae
Product: probable protein S-acyltransferase 7
Exons: 5
Coding region: 236-1453 (405 amino acids)
Biological process (GO): protein targeting to membrane; peptidyl-L-cysteine S-palmitoylation
Cellular component (GO): Golgi apparatus; endoplasmic reticulum
Molecular function (GO): protein-cysteine S-palmitoyltransferase activity
Source: RefSeq, a predicted model, not a curated record
GCCGGAGGAAGGCCCUUUCAUUUGGUUUGAUCUCCACCUUCUCUCGCCCCGUCGCCCGUGUCUUGGCUUCCGACGUCGGCGGCGGCGCGGCGGCGGGGGCGGCAUUGCGAGCUGACGUCACCUGCGGUGAUCCCCGGAGGCGGGGGGAGGAGAAAGGGAGGUGGCUACGCCGCCGGCUAUGUAGUGAUCUGGGCCGUGAUCUCGACGGCGCUUCGUGGCUGAGAGGGCGGCGGGGAUGAACGGAGCGAGCGCCGGCGCUGGCCGGGAGGCGCCGUUGGUGUACCAGGCCUGGAAGGGGAGCAACGUAUUUUUCCUUCAAGGGAGAUUUGUAUUUGGUCCUGAUGCUAGAUCCUUGUUUGUCACCAUGUUCCUCAUUAUCGCGCCAGUAUCUAUCUUUUGUGCAUUCGUUGCAAGGGAGUUGAUGAAUAAUUUCUCUUAUGGUCUGGGAUUGCCAGUUAUGGUUGCAGCGGUUUUAUUCACAGCAUAUGAUCUGAGUCUUCUGCUUCUAACUUCUGGGAGAGAUCCUGGUAUCAUACCUCGCAAUGCACAUCCUCCAGAACCUGAAGGUUUUGAUGGCAAUGCAGAGACUGGGGCUAACCAGACUCCACCUUUGCGUUUGCCCCGAGUGAAGGAUGUCGUUGUCAAUGGAAUCACUGUGAAGACAAAAUACUGUGACACCUGCAUGUUGUACAGGCCUCCUCGUUGCUCCCAUUGCUCUAUCUGCAACAAUUGCGUGGAACGUUUUGACCAUCACUGCCCAUGGGUUGGACAAUGCAUAGGACUUAGGAAUUACAGGUUCUUUUAUAUGUUUGUGUUCUCAACAACUCUGCUCUGCCUUUAUGUCUUCGGGUUCUGCUGGGUGUGCAUUGUUAAGAUCAGAAAUGCAGAGCAGAUAACAAUUUGGAAGGCAAUGGCAAAGAGCCCUGCAUCUAUUGCUCUAAUCGUCUACACAUUCAUUGCGGUUUGGUUUGUUGGUGGCCUCUCUGUGUUCCACUUGUAUCUCAUGAGCACAAAUCAGACAACAUAUGAGAACUUCAGGUAUCGCUAUGACCAACGAGCCAACCCAUAUAACAGGGGAGUUGUAGAAAACAUCAAAGAGAUCUUCUUUACACCCAUCCCUCCUUCCAAGAACCACUUCCGUGCCAGAGUUCAACAGGAGCAUUGUCUGAGGCCUCGCCCAACGAAUGGUUUCAUGAGUCCAAACAUGGGGAGAGCUAUCGGUGACAUCGAGAUGGGUAGAAAACCAGUGGCUUGGGAUGAGCCACGGAUGGCAGCUGAGAUUGGUGAUUUAGGUGCAGGUCUGAGCAACUUGUUGGAAGACAAGGAUGGCAGGUUUUGUAGUGCAUCUCCAGAUCUCAGUCGUGACGCCCUUGCAGUUGGAGGCUUAGAAGAGCAAGGCUCCUCAGUGUUGAACCCUGGGCGGACAAGCUGGGGAGUCGAAGCAGGUCGAUGAUGGCAAUGACCCUGUAAACGGCUAUAGUGAGAAACUCAGGGAUGUUAGUGCCAGCUUGUUUCUGAUUUGUUGUUUGGUUGAGAUUUGAGGUCAUUAAUGUUAUUAGGCCCAUGACCUGUGCGGUGGUUGUUUUCGCAUUUUCUUUCACCUUUCUCUUAGUUUGAGAUAUCUUUCCUGUAUGUUGUUUGAAGCAGUUGGUUUGUGACGUCUCCGGUUUUGCAGCAUAUGAUUGCGUCAGUAUAUAAUUGGAGCGGUAAACCUAAAACAAUUGAGUUGCUUGGCUUUGGAUGUUAAUGGUUGUGAACAAUAUUUAACCUUUGCAGGAAAUGAACAUCGCUCCAUCUGAGCACCCA